AUGGUCACUGUGGGAACCUGGGAGUUCUACCUGGGGGACCGGAGACAGCGGAGUUAUCCCAAGAUCAGAGAAGCAGAACCAGAGAACACACGUGUGAGUCUAGAACCAGGCAUCAGAGAAGCAGAACCAGAGAACACACGUGUGAGUCUAGAACCAGGCAUCAGAGAAGCAGAACCAGAGAACACACGUGUGAGUCUAGAACCAGGCAUCAGAGAAGCAGAACCAGAGAACACACGUGUGAGUCUAGAACCAGGCAUCAGAGAAGCAGAACCAGAGAACACACGUGUGAGUCUAGAACCAGGCAUCAGAGAAGCAGAACCAGAGAACACACGUGUGAGUCUAGAACCAGGCAUCAGAGAACCAGAACCAGAGAACACACGUGUGAGUCUAGAACCAGGCAUCAGAGAAGCAGAACCAGAGAACACACGUGUGAGUCUAGAACCAGGCAUCAGAGAAGCAGAACCAGAGAACACACGUGUGAGUCUAGAACCGGGCAUCAGAGAAGCAGAACCAGAGAACACACGUGUGAGUCUAGAACCGGGCAUCAGAGAAGCAGAACCAGAGAACACACGUGUGAGUCUAGAACCAGGCAUCAGAGAAGCAGAACCAGAGAACACACGUGUGAGUCUAGAACCAGGCAUCAGAGAAGCAGAACCAGAGAACACACGUGUGAGUCUAGAACCAGGCAUCAGAGAAGCAGAACCAGAGAACACACGUGUGAGUCUAGAACCAGGCAUCAGAGAAGCAGAACCAGAGAACACACGUGUGAGUCUAGAACCAGGCAUCAGAGAAGCAGAACCAGAGAACACACGUGUGAGUCUAGAACCAGGCAUCAGAGAACCAGAACCAGAGAACACACGUGUGAGUCUAGAACCAGGCAUCAGAGAAGCAGAACCAGAGAACACACGUGUGAGUCUAGAACCAGGCAUCAGAGAAGCAGAACCAGAGAACACACGUGUGAGUCUAGAACCAGGCAUCAGAGAAGCAGAACCAGAGAACACACGUGUGAGUCUAGAACCAGGCAUCAGAGAACCAGAACCAGAGAACACACGUGUGAGUCUAGAACCAGGCAUCAGAGAAGCAGAACCAGAGAACACACGUGUGAGUCUAGAACCAGGCAUCAGAGAAGCAGAACCAGAGAACACACGUGUGAGUCUAGAACCAGGCAUCAGAGAACCAGAACCAGAGAACACACGUGUGAGUCUAGAACCAGGCAUCAGAGAAGCAGAACCAGAGAACACACGUGUGAGUCUAGAACCAGGCAUCAGAGAAGCAGAACCAGAGAACACACGUGUGAGUCUAGAACCAGGCAUCAGAGAAGCAGAACCAGAGAACACACGUGUGAGUCUAGAACCAGGCAUCAGAGAAGCAGAACCAGAGAACACACGUGUGAGUCUAGAACCAGGCAUCAGAGAAGCAGAACCAGAGAACACACGUGUGAGUCUAGAACCAGGCAUCAGAGAAGCAGAACCAGAGAACACACGUGUGAGUCUAGAACCAGGCAUCAGAGAAGCAGAACCAGAGAACACACGUGUGAGUCUAGAACCGGGCAUCAGACGCGCAGAGCUAUGGGAGCACUGA
This is a messenger RNA of Alosa alosa (allis shad), 1581 nucleotides long. RefSeq names its product retinitis pigmentosa 1-like 1 protein. The record is from RefSeq and is a predicted model, not a curated record. The transcript has 3 exons. The coding region runs from base 1 to 1581 and encodes 526 amino acids. Lineage: Eukaryota; Metazoa; Chordata; Actinopteri; Clupeiformes; Clupeidae.